Molecule: messenger RNA, 3830 nt
Organism: Synchiropus splendidus (mandarinfish)
Lineage: Eukaryota; Metazoa; Chordata; Actinopteri; Syngnathiformes; Callionymidae
Gene: ranbp10
Product: RAN binding protein 10
Exons: 15
Coding region: 305-2155 (616 amino acids)
Biological process (GO): cell surface receptor signaling pathway; cytoskeleton organization
Cellular component (GO): cytoplasm
Molecular function (GO): protein binding
Source: RefSeq, a predicted model, not a curated record
AUGAAAGGCGAUGAACUGGCAUCAAAUGUGUUGUAGAAGAAUCAAAGGCGGAGAGAAGAAUCAAAGGUGUUGGGGAGCAAUCAAAGAUGGUGAAAGGAAAUAAUAGUAACGGAGGGAUUCGUGCGCUAAAUAAUGCCUAGUUUGCCGGAAAGAAUAAUCGCAAUCCAGCCUUAUCCGGUUGUGUCACACCGCUGCUAUUUUCACACUCACUUGCAGCCUGCUGCUCCAGAGGAGUGACACGGUGGCUCUGCCUGGAGAGAACCCAACACCAGGACUCAAACCAGAGGCCCAGGAGCGCGGGGAAAUGGCGGAUCUUGGAGUGGGGAUCGUGCCGACCGGGGACCACGCUUUCAACUUCCAGGAGCACGAGCUGAACGAAAGGCUGAAGCGACUGUACCCGGCUGUGAACGAGGACGAGAGCCCUCUGCCUCGGUCCUGGAGCCCCAAGGAUAAGUACAGCUACAUCGGGCUGUCACAGAACAAUCUGAGGGUCCACUACAAAGGUCACGGCAAGAACCACAAAGAUGCAGCGUCGGUACGAGCCACGCACCCGAUACCAGCCGCCUGCGGGAUCUACUACUUUGAGGUCAAGAUUGUCAGCAAAGGUCGAGACGGGUACAUGGGCAUCGGCUUGUCUGCGCAAGGAGUCAACAUGAACAGACUUCCUGGCUGGGACAAGCACUCCUACGGUUACCACGGCGACGACGGUCACUCCUUCUGCUCCUCUGGUACCGGGCAGCCGUACGGGCCCACGUUCACCACCGGCGACGUGAUUGGCUGCUGCGUCAACCUCAUCAACAACACCUGCUUCUACACCAAGAACGGCAUCAGCUUAGGUGUGGCCUUCACUGACCUCCCGCCCAACCUGUACCCCACCGUGGGGCUCCAAACGCCGGGCGAGAUCGUGGACGCCAACUUCGGCCAGCAGCCGUUCGUCUUCGACAUCGAGGACUACAUGAGUGAGUGGCGGGCCAAGAUCCACGGCAUGAUCACUCGCUUCCCCAUCGGCGAGAGGCUGGGCGAGUGGCAGGCCGUCCUGCAGAACAUGGUGUCCAGCUACCUGGUGCAUCAUGGCUACUGCGCCACGGCGACCGCCUUCGCCAGGGCCACAGAGACCACGAUACAGGAGGACCCGGCGUCGAUAAAGAACCGGCAGAGAAUACAGAAGUUGGUUCUGGCGGGUCGAGUGGGCGAGGCCAUCGAGGCCACCCAGCAGCUGUACCCGGGCCUGCUGGAGCACAACCCCAACCUGCUCUUCAUGCUCAAGUGUCGCCAGUUCCUGGAGAUGGUCAACGGCACGGACAGCGAGGUGCGCUGCCUCACCAUCCGCUCCCCGAAGUCCCAGGACAGUUACCCGGGCUCGCCCAGUCUCAGUCCUCGACACGGAGCUGCCAACACACACCUGCACUCCGGAGGCUCCGACAGCCCCACCUGCAGUAACGGGGUCACCCCCUCCAAAAAGUGCAAGAGCCGCGGCGGCGGCGCCAAGUACCCCAGCGCCUCCUCCUCCACCUCCUCCUCCACCUCCUCCUCCCCGUCCUCCGUCAACUACUCCGAGUCCAACUCGCCCGACUCCACAAAGAGUCAGCAGCACAGCACCCACAGCAACCAGGAGACCAGCGACAGCGAGAUGGAGAUCGACGCCGAGCAUUACAGUAACGGCGUGGUGGACGGGUCGACAGCUCGAGUCAUGAAUGGAACCUACAAGCACGAGGAGAUCCUGCAGCCCGACGACAACAGCAACGGAAACAGAGUCUCAGAAGAGGAGCCGUACAGGAGAAGUCGGCAGCUGUGCGGAGGGAACCAGGCGGCCACCGAGCGGAUGAUCCAGUUCGGCCGGGAGCUUCAGGCUCUGAAUGAUCAGCUGUGUCGCGAAUACGGGAAGAACACCACACAGGAGAAGAUGCUGAAGGACGCCUUCAGCCUGCUGGCGUACUUGGACCCGUGGAACUGCCCAGUGGGUCAGCAGCUAGACCCCAUCCAGAGAGAGUCCCUCUGCUCUGCACUCAACAGCGCCAUCCUGGAGUCUCAGAACCUGCCCAAGCAGCCGCCGCUGAUGCUGGCUCUGGGCCAGGCCACCGAGUGCGUCCAGCUCAUGGCCCGGGUCCGGUCCGGCUCCUGCUCCUUUGCCAGAGUGGACAACUUUCUGCACUAGCCCAGGCGGAGGCCAAGGUUGAGUAGCACUGAGGAGGCGUGUCCAGCGGGUGGUCGUCGUGGCGACAGGAACCAGCAUGCGUGUGAUUGGUGUGUUUGGCGCCGGCUGAGGAGGAAUCUUCCGUUUUGAUUUAGUAUUAUCAAAUAAAGUGUGAGACUAUUUAAAGAUAAUUAUAAUUAUUAUUAUUAUUAUUAUUCUGUUCAUCUAGACUUUUUUAGUUGGUUCUUAUUUUGUCGCUUUGUUGUGCUCAUCCCGGACGGAACACACCGCUGCCCCCCCACCCCCGCCCCUCUGUUGCAGUAUGUCACAGCUCCGGCCGUGACCUCGGUGACCCCCGGGUGUGUGGCUGAGAGCUGGAGCGAGUGAGGGACUCGAACCCACAACCCGCCACACCACUGACCCUCCCAGCGCUCACACACACACGUCGUGAUGUGUGCCACGUGUCCCAAACUGUGGGGGUCACCAGAGGUCAGAGGUCAACCUCAUGUAAUAGGACUCUUCUAAUACACACACACAGACUUCAGUUACACACACACACACAGACACACACACACAGGCUUCGGUUACACACACUGGUAGGAUCAAGAACAUUUUUAUAGCUGGAGGAACCUCCACCUGUGUGACGACACUAACACACGUCAGCCUGCACACACACACACACCUGGUGCACAUCCAUAAACAACACAAAUGCUAAACUACACACACACACACACACACACACACACACCUGGUGCACAUCCAUAAACAACACAAAUGCUACACACACACACACACACACCCGCAGGUCUGGUGGCGUCAGCAGCUUCUUCAGGAAAGGUCAGAGGUCAGCGUCGUGCACAACUUCAAUCAUGGAUUAAUGUUUUGAGUUUUUAGCAGAAUAAUAAAAUGUGAAAUGUUUUACUUCUAUUAGCAUGACUUCAAAUGUACUGGAAACAUGUUGAAAAUGUCUGUGGACAUUCUGACAGAACUAUUUUUAUUAAAUACGUCAUACGCACCUGUCUGCGUCUGUCUGUCUGGCUCCGCCCCUCGGCAGGCUCCGCUCGCGUUUGUCCCGCUGGUGGCGCCGUCUUUUGGUCGGAUGAAACGUAGCGUCGAUGACCGCGGCGGGUGAGGGGCCCUGUCACUGGGGAGAGACUCGGAGUAGAGCCGCUGUGUUGGAGGGAGCCAGAUGAGUCAGAGAGGUUAUGUCUGCCCACUGGCUAGGGUGCGUCUCUGGAUCCCUCUGCUGCCCCCGCGACCCGAUGAGCAGCAGAUGAGGCCUCGAGGAUGGAUGCAAGACAAAGUCAUGUGAUUCAAUAGCUGGAAAUAUUUGAACUAAUGUGGUCCGUUUUCAUUUUGUCUAGAAGACAAGGAGUCGACUGACUUGCAACCUUUGUUUUCUUAAACCAUCUUGUUUAUUGUUAUUUGUUUCUCCUCACACGCUUCUCAGCUGCCACCCUCCAACCGGAAGUAGAACGGAACGUCCCUCCAACACGCGCGGAUCUUGGUCAUCGUCACCUGCGUCUGACGUCACACGCGAACCGUUUCAACUUUAAAAAGCGGCAUCACAACUUCGAACACAAGCGUGUUCAUGGAUGUUUUUCAUGUCCCCGACCACUUCCGCGCUCCUCACCCGUGAACUGCGAUCUCACCAGCAGGAGGCAGCAGAGAGCCGUGACCACACAGUUCGGGUUUU